AUGGCAGCUUUACCUUCAGAUGUCCAGAAAGUGAUUGUUGGUGAGGAACAGCAGGAGUGGAUCUCCAGUCUGGACCAGGACGAGCCAGAGCCCCCACACAUUAAAGAGGAACAGGAGGAGCUCACCGUCAGUCAGGACCGAGAGCAGCUUCAAGGGCUGGAGGAGGCUGAUAUCACCAAGUUCACAUUCACUCCUGUCACUGUGAAGAGUGAAGAUGAUGAAGAGAAACCUCAGUUCUCACAGCUUAAUCAAAUACAAACUGUAGAGAUGAAGACAGAAGCUGAUGUAGAGGACUGUGGAGGACCAGAACCAGACAUUGACAGUUUGCAUUUGCAACCAGAUGAUGAUGACAAGAAUGGAGACUCGUCUGAACCUGAGACGGAUGACAGUGCUGAAUGGAAGGAGACCAGAGAAACUCAGUCAGAUUUAAACUCUAUUAAUAAUGAGGUCCCUGUCUUGAGUAGAAAUUUACAUAGACACAUGAGAAUACACACAGGAGAGAGACCAUUUAGCUGCUCAGUCUGUAAGAAAGCUUUUAGAGAAAGUGGACAUUUAAAGAAUCACAUGAGAAUCCACACCGGAGAGAGACCAUUUAGUUGCUCAGUCUGUCAGAAAGCUUUUACAGUAAGAGGAGGGUUAAAGAAACACAUGAGAAUUCACACAGGAGAGAGACCAUUUAGUUGCUCAGUCUGUAAGAAAGCUUUUACAGUGAGAGGAAGGUUAAAUACACACAUGAGACUACACACAGGAGAUAAACCGUUCAGCUGCUCAGUCUGUAAUGCAGUUUUUACACAAAGUGGACAUUUAAAGAAACACAUGGGAAUCCACACGGGAGAGAGACCCUUUAGCUGCUCAGUCUGUAAGAAAGCUUUUAGAGUGAGAGGAGUGUUAAAUACACACAUGAGAAUCCACACAGGAGAGAGAUCAUUUAGCUGCUCAAUCUGUAAUAAAGCUUUUAUAGAGAGAGCACGUUUAAAGGCACACAUGAGAAUCCACACAGGAGAGAAACCAUUUAGUUGCUCAAUCUGUAAGAAAGCUUUUACAGAUAGAGAGCAGUUAAAGAGACACAUGAGAAUCCACACUGGAGAGAAACCAUUUAGCUGCCCUUUCUGUGAGAAAACUUUUGCAUUGAGUGGACCUUUACAGCAACACAAGAGAACCCACACUGGAGAGAAACCAUUUAGCUGC
Messenger RNA from Etheostoma spectabile (orangethroat darter), 1188 nucleotides. Its product is annotated as oocyte zinc finger protein XlCOF6.1. Gene Ontology annotation, biological process: regulation of gene expression. Gene Ontology annotation, cellular component: nucleus. Lineage: Eukaryota; Metazoa; Chordata; Actinopteri; Perciformes; Percidae. The record is from RefSeq and is a predicted model, not a curated record.